AUUAAUUUGAGAAUGAUUAUGCACCUAUACAAAUAAAUAUAAAUAUAUAAAUAAAAUUACAAUAUGAAAUAUUCUUUUAAUGUAAUAAUUAUAUUUCGUGAGUGUGCCAUAUUGUAGAAUAUAAUUUAUUAGAAGAGCAUUUUGAAUUUCCCCACCAAUAAAAACACAUAUAAACAAACAUUCUAAACGAUAAAUUAAUUCAUAAUGGCAUUAUCUAAUACACCUAAUCAAGAAUAUAGUUGGCAAGGAACAAAUCUACCUUUAUUUGGUAGUGAUGAAGAUAAAAGAGUUAAAAAGGAAUCCGGCUUACAAGAAGAAGCUUGGUGUCCAGUUUUGAAUACACAUUGUCCACGAUUAUUUGUAUGGAGAGUUGAAAAAUUUAAAAUUAGACCAGUUAAUGAAAAUGAUUAUGGUCAUUUCUUCAACGGUGAUUCAUAUAUUGUUUUGAAUAUAUAUCCAAAAGGGAGAGGACUUGGUUAUGAUGUACACUUUUGGGUCGGAUCAAAAAGUACUCCGGAAGAAUAUACUACAGCUGUUUAUAAGGCAGUGGAACUCGAUGCUGUACUUGAUGACCAAGCUGUUCAACAUCGUGAAGUUGAACAAUAUGAAUCAAGCUUAUUUAAAUCCUACUUUUCAUGUUUCCGCAUACUGAAUGGUGGCAUUGACUCUGGUUUCCGUCGAACAACUCCAAAUGAAUAUCAGCCAAGAUUGUUGCAUUUCCUUCAAGAAGGCAGAGGACGAUUUCAAGUACAGGAGGUGGAUCUUUCAAUUAAUUCAUUAGAUUCUACUGACGUUUUUAUUCUUGAUCUUGGUUCAAAACUAUAUCAGUGGAACGGAUCAAAAAGUAAUAAGGAGAAGCGUUAUAAUGCUGCUCAAUUCUUACUACAAGUCAGUAGUGAACGUAAUGGACGUUGUAAAACUGCUGUAUUGGAUGAAUUGUUUACAAAUAGUGGAGAUGAAUUCUUACAUUAUUUACCAGAUAAACCAGUUUACAGACCCAAAAAGUACUGUGAAUCAACAAAAUGUAUUUACAAGCUAUCUGAUGAAGAUGGUAAUCUAUCAUUUGAUUUAGUUGUGAAAAAUCAUUUGCCUAAAAGAGCAGUUAAUGAAGAUGAGGUCUUUCUAAUUGAUGCAGGAUAUCAUUUAUUUAUUUACAUUGGAAGUAAAUGUUUACCAUGUGAAAAGCAAAAUGCUUUAUCAUAUGCACAUAUUACUGAAUUCAUACUAAAACAUCAGCAAACAUUUCUAGUCAACUAAUUUUUCAUCGUUCUUAUAAAAGAGUCAUAUAUAUAUAUAUAAUGAAAGAAAAUUACAUUGAAACUAUUUUAAUGAGGUGAAAACGGAUUAGUCAUAAUUAUUCAACUGAUAAAGAGCAACAUUUUGGAAUUCAUUUUGUUAUUUAAUUAAAAUGAUUAAAGCAUUGUACUUUUUUUUCUUUUUUUCUCAAAAAAACAACCAGCAUUACUUAAAAAGCACAAGACAUCCAUUUAUCCCAGUUACUGUUAUUGGUUCUAAUCAAAGUUCAGAAGAACUCGAACGAGCAUGGGACAGAGAUAGAGCUACAAGUUAUCUACAAUAAAUAAAAACAAACAAAUAAUUAUUAGACUUUUAUAUAACUGAAUUUGUAUGAAAUUAUUUCUUAAUAUUAUUGAUAAAAGCACAUACACACACACUCAGCCACACACACACAGCGAUCAAUCACUGCAUUAUUAUUUUUAUUCUUUGUAGUUAACUGAAGUAAUAACUAUUGUUUUUUUCUAAAUACAAAUUUAAUGAUUACAGUGAUUUAGCUGAUAUUAGCUUUUAUAUUUGAUAUCAAACUAUAUCUUCUUUUGUUUUUCAUAAAUAGUUUAUGCUCUAGAUCACACUUUCUUUUAUAAGUUCACGAUGGUCAAUCGUUUUUUUUUCUUUUUUGAUAAUAUCCAUAUAUGGUUUUUAAAAAAAACAAAAAAAAACAAAAACAAAAACUAAUUUAGAUACUAUUUUAUUCUCUUCCAAAGUAUUUAUUACAAAAACUAGUUUUUUUUCUUUUUGAUAUUAGUAUAAUACAAUUUUUUGACUAUGUGUAUAUUAAUAUAUUUGAAUUGACAGUGGAAAGAUAUUUAACGUUGAUUAAUACAUUAUUACGCAAUAUAUGAUUACGUAAUGUUAAAUUAUAAAAAAUUUAAUCAGCUUUACUAACAGUUGGUGAUUGAAUAUAAUACAGUGAUUCAGAUCUAUCAUAAUAUAUAAUUUAAAUUAAAAAAUGUUAGUCAGUAUAAUGUAUAUUGUUUGAUUACAA
Messenger RNA from Schistosoma spindalis, 2281 nucleotides. NCBI's taxonomy places the organism in Eukaryota, Metazoa, Platyhelminthes, Trematoda, Strigeidida, Schistosomatidae. The record is from the annotation of a GenBank genome assembly.